AUGUGUGAUAUCCCCUCAGUAAGAAGUAAGCUUGGCCUCUCAAGUCCGUCAAAAAACGAAGUAAUGCUGUGUGAUUAUUCUCCACCUAAGGCAUUGACAGACACACACAAUGGUAUUGAGACCAGAUAUGUCAAUAAGCUAACCUUGCCUCCCAUAAAACUUAGUUCAACGGAAAAUCACAGUGUUAACCUACACAGACGGGAUCCGUGCCUCCUCUGUGACGUCACGAACAGUUCUAAGUGUUUCCGGAAUGCAGCUGACAAAAGUUAUCGAUUAACCAAUAACGACCGAGGUGUAUUGGGGAGUACGGGCCGCCAGCCUAUAAAAGCCGAGAACAGCUCGAUAAGCGGUAGACUUACCGAUACUGCCGACUACGAUACACCUACGACAACCUUUACCACAGGUUACCUGUUACCUCCGUUGAUAAUGUCAUCUUUAAAACUCGACAACAGACACGACAUGGCCGCAAACGAUCAUGUCCGGCACCAUCUUAAACGACAGGAACAGUGGAUACACACAGAGCGUCUUAAGAACUGGAGACGAACAAAUGGAAACAAGAUUUCCGGGAGACAUGCUUACCAACACAGUUCAUCGUCAGGACAAAAAUCCGACGUAAACAGUGGAAACUCUGCUGACAGUCUUCAUACACAGUCUUCCUCAUUGUCAGAUCCUCAUCACCCGGUCGUGGAGGAAAUGGACGAAGAACAAAGACAGGCAAUUGACAAAUGCAUGCGAUGGAUGGAACAUCUUCCAAAGAAAUUUUCCGGUAUGCACAUAAUUGUUCCGGCGCCAGAACAUACGGACCAGUCUUGAGUGUUAUGUUAAGCCAAUGACCAGGGACUAACCUUAAACAAACUGCGCCGGAGAACAUUCCCGCACAGAUUCUAGGCCUAAUUUGGUGCUGAAAAACGUUUUUUCUGGAAGUGACAGAGCGAGGACUAGGCUGAUUUGUGUGUUAGGACGAUCCCGUGACUAAACACCGUGGUAUUAUUACAGCUACGUGUGUCUACACCACUUCCUAAACCGAGCUGUAUUCUUUGCUGUAAUAUGCGAAUUGUACAUGUGUCCAUACACAAAUGGUACACUGCCUAUGUCUAACUGCAGAUCAUGUAUCGUGAAAACAGAAGAUGCACGUGUUUGCAUGUGCACGUAACACUUCCAUAAACGAAACAAUUGGGACAACUACGAAACUGCAUGCUUACGUUAAUUGUAAAUACGUCUUAGAGAGGAUUUUGGGGACGAGUUGUGGAACUAUUUAUGCGUACCACUAUGUGUUCAUAACAUUUCUCAUUAUAACAUUCCGCUGCCAAUAACCGUGACUCCUGUAUAGAAAGGACUAACCAUGUGGUGUGUUCCGCACGUGCCAAGCCAGGUUAUCUACGACAGAGGAGAACUGCUAUAAUUAACAGUCUUCUGACAGUAUUUAUAUAUGCAUAUGACGUUUGCAUACCUAAAAUAUAAAAAAGAAAAUCAGGAUUUGCCGUAAAAAAAAUAUGAUUCCUUUUUAUCAGAAAUCGAUUUAAGCUUUAGUCGAAAUAAAUGUAUAUUUUCGCUAUUUUUGAACCUCAUUUUGACAGAAAUUAAAUCUUCGUAAAGAAGCAUAACAUUUUUUAUUCGAAAUACGUCUGAAAUUAAAUAAUACUUAAGUUCUACCAAAACUGUUUUUGAUAUUAUGACUACUGUGAUAAUAUUUUUUUUUAAUUUAUACAACAUUCCAUUGUCAUUCAUCAAUCAUCGGUAUGUGCUAUUUAUCUGUGAUAUACAAAGGUACUGUGAUAUGUUACAUGUUUAAACUAUUAUUGUUGUAUAUUAAAAUAAUCUUGACCAUAUC
Messenger RNA from Mizuhopecten yessoensis (Yesso scallop), 1831 nucleotides. RefSeq lists its product as uncharacterized. The coding region runs from base 1 to 813 and encodes 270 amino acids. The transcript has a single exon. Lineage: Eukaryota; Metazoa; Mollusca; Bivalvia; Pectinida; Pectinidae. The record is from RefSeq and is a predicted model, not a curated record.